GCGGCUUUUCUCUUAGUGCUCAAGGCGCCGACCCACUUCUCUCCCUCCAGCCGAGCGCUCCCUUUCUUCCGAGGUGCCCGGCGCUGCCAGCCCGAAGGAGUCCGGACUGAGUUUGGCGGGGUAACUGCUCUGAGAUUCAUGUAUCUCUGAUUCAGACCAGCAAAGAGCCUGAUAUGUUGCCCUCUCCCAGGCACUAUGACAACCCUGGAUGAUAAGUUGCUGGGGGAGAAGCUGCAGUACUACUACAGCAGCAGUGAGGAUGAGGACAGCGACCGCGAGGCCAAGGACGGAGGCAGAGGUGCCCUGGCUGGCAGUUCGAUGCCUGCAGAUGCUGAGUUGGCAGGCGAAGGCAUCUCAGUUAACACAGGUCCGAAAGGUGUGAUCAAUGACUGGCGCCGCUUCAAACAGUUGGAGACAGAGCAAAGGGAGGAGCAGUGCCGGGAGAUGGAGAGGCUGAUCAAGAAGCUGUCAAUGACCUGCAGGUCCCAUCUGGACGAAGAGGAGGAGCAGCAGAAACAGAGGGACCUCCAGGAGAAGAUCAGUGGGAAGAUGACUCUGAAGGAGUUUGCCAUGAUGAAUGAGGACCAAGACGAUGAAGAGUUUCUACAGCAGUACCGGAAGCAGAGAAUGGAAGAGAUGCGGCAGCAGCUUCACAAGGGGCCCCAAUUCAAGCAGGUUUUUGAGAUCCCCAGUGGAGAAGAGUUUUUAGACAUGAUUGAUAAAGAACAGAAAAGCACCCCCAUCAUGGUCCAUAUUUAUGAGGACGGCAUUCCAGGGACCGAAGCCAUGAAUGGGUGCAUGAUCUGCCUUGCUGCAGAGUACCCAGCUGUCAAAUUCUGCCGGGUGAGGAGCUCAGUUAUUGGGGCCAGCAGUCGGUUCACCAGGAAUGCCCUUCCUGCCCUGCUGAUCUACAAGGGGGGCGAAUUGAUUGGCAAUUUUGUUCGAGUCACUGACCAGCUGGGGGAAGAUUUCUUUGCCGUGGACCUUGAAGCUUUUCUACAGGAAUUUGGUUUGCUCCCAGAAAAGGAAGUCUUGGUGCUGACGUCCGUGCGUAGCUCUGCCACCUGUCACAGUGAGGACAGCGAUUUGGAAAUAGACUGAACUGAUGAUCUAGUAGCAUAGAUUUCUCAUUGUUUGGGCUGGAAGACACAUGUCUGGGUGUUAUUUUUCUUCCUUCCUGUGUCUUCUGGCUUUUCAGCUGUUCUUUGUAGUGUGUCUUAUAAGUAAAGUCAAGAAAUUCUUAGAUUAAAUCAGAGUCCUGAAUCACCUUGUGGCUAGCAAUAAAGUAACUUAAAAUUGUAUAAACAGGAAGCCAGGCUUUUGAACUGUUUACUUAAGAUUCUCUAGCAGAACGUCUCUGUUAUUGUUUCCAGUCAAUAUUUACAUAGCAUCCUAAAGACAGUGUCCUGGAGAUUGUCUUCAGAUGAUCUCAGAGGUCUCUGUCAGGUCUGGGAGUAUAAUUCUGUAGUUAGUGUGUUAUUUGCAACAUAAAUAGUGCAUUUCCUUCAUCAAAUGAUUGCAAAUUAUAUUUACUUGUAAUCAGACCCAUAGUUCUAGAAGGCAGUUGACACUUUUUUCCCUUAGACCCUGUUCUCUACAAGGGUCCUGUUUAAAGGUUCCAGAUAAUGUGGGUUUGCCCCAUCAAGAGGGGUGACCUCUGUUGCUGGAGUCAGUGUCCCGCUCAAGCGUUAUUAACUCUAGAAACAGAGGAAGGAUCAAUGCUGACUGCCCUCUUGACACUGGAAGACCAGCUGAACUUAAAAAGUAGAGCUGGGUUGGAGCUGGAAAAGCUUUUUUAAAGGAGCAUCUUUCAAUAAGAUGCUCCUGCUCAUCUCUUUGUCUCUCUGUUUAACAAGGAAACUUUUUUGUUUAAUGUAGCUUUUUUAAAACAUUUUUUUUGGCAUAUUGGAAAAGUAACUAAUACUCAAUAGAGGAAAAUUUACCAAAAUAACAGAAGCAAAAAUAAGGAAGUUAGAAUAAUCUCUAAUCCUACCACCCAAGGGUAAAACACUAUUAAUAUUUUGGUAUGUUUCCUUCCAAGGUGUUUUCUUUGUAUACAUACAUAUUUUGUUUGUUUGUUUUUAAACAAAACAAUGGGAUCAUUCUGAGCAUACUGUUUUAUAGUAUGGUCAGCUAAUAUGUCAAACUUUUUUUAUGUUAUUAAAUAAUCUUUUACAAUGUUUUUUAAAUGGCUAUUGGCAUUUCAUUGUGUAGAUGUGCUGUAAUUUGCUUGGUGGUUGUCUCUUAAAAAGAAAAACAGCAAAGACUUUUUAUUACAAAAGUAAUAGAUGUCCAUUGUAGAAAAUGUAAUAAAAAUUAAGCUAAAAAGAGAUUUAAAAAGCUCUGUAAUUCCCCCAACCGAAAAUAAUCCCCGUUAUCAUUUUUACAGGUAUCUUUCUAGUCUUUUUUUUUUUCUAUUUCUAUUUGUAUUCAUAAUAAUGAUUGUCAUUUGAGUUUUUUCCUCUUGUUUUUUUACAUGAAAAAUGUACCUUCUAGGUUUAGGAAAAAUGUAAUCUGGAAUUAAAUCUUAGCUUUAAAGUUCAGUUUGGUUUUCCUGGCUAUUCAGGAAUUGAGUAACUGUUAUAGUUAAUCAGCAAAAAGAAAGUGCAUGGUUUUUCUCAUUUAAAAAGCUCAUUAUAGAAAGUGUGGAAAGUACGGAAAAUUAUUAGAAGUAGAGACAGCUGUUGUCAAUGGUCCUGUUUAUUUCCUUCUUGUCUUUUUUCAGUGUUUUUAAUAACGGAGAGAGCUUAUUGAAUUUAGUUCUGUGUUCUGUUUUAUUUAAUAUUAUAAAUACUUUGACAUAAAAAUUCUAAAUAAAUAAUUUUUAAUGGCUUC
Diceros bicornis minor is the source of this 2835-nucleotide messenger RNA. RefSeq names its product phosducin like (gene PDCL). Gene Ontology annotation, biological process: regulation of G protein-coupled receptor signaling pathway. Bases 196 to 1101 code for a protein of 301 amino acids. The transcript has 4 exons. The record is from RefSeq and is a predicted model, not a curated record. NCBI's taxonomy places the organism in Eukaryota, Metazoa, Chordata, Mammalia, Perissodactyla, Rhinocerotidae.